CAAAAACCCCACCGCCCACAUCCUUUUCCACCGCAUUCCUUAAACCCUUCUCUUCAUUCUCGACACCUCCUCUUCUUCCUCCAUUGCUCGCCUUCCAAACCACAAGCAACAAUCUCCGAAACCUCUGUCGGUGUUUGUUUGUAUUUGUAGCUGUACGUUCUCUCGUGAAAGUUGAGCUCCACAAUGUGUGGCGGAGCUGUCAUCGCUAACUUCAUACCUCGCUCCAGGGGUCGCCGUGUGGCCUCUGACAUCUGGCCCGACUCCCUCUUCCUCAAGUCCACCGACAACCUCGACGAAUCGCUCUCCCAGAAACACCCCCACCCCCCGCCACUCCAGGUACUGCUUCUCCGUGGUGCGCGCGAAGAGAAGGCCCCGAAGAAGCCGAGGAAGAAUCUGUACCGGGGGAUCCGGCAGCGCCCGUGGGGCAAGUGGGCGGCGGAGAUCCGCGACCCGAGGAAGGGCGUCCGCGUCUGGCUCGGGACGUUCAACACCGCCGAGGAGGCCGCGAGGGCUUACGACCGAGAGGCGCGUAAGAUCCGCGGCAAGAAGGCCAAGGUCAACUUCCCCAACGAAGAAGACGCCUUCUCCACCAUCCCGGCUCACCAGACCCAGCACACCCUAGUCCCCACUUACCCUCCUCUGUAUCAAGCCAAUUGGAACAACAACAACAAUGGACCGGCCAAAGCUCUGGACUUGGCCUUCGCUUACGACCUGAACCAGGCAGGGGAUUUUCCCCCGAAUGGCUUCACCCCAAUCCACGCCGUCGACGCCGAGCCCGUGGCCAUAUCCAGCGUAGAGAACUCCUGGUCGGGUUCGGAGGAGACGCACGCAUCGUCGACGGCCGCGCCGGGCGCCAAUUUCGGCGGCGAAGCGAAGGUGAAGGAGGAGGAGGAGGGGAAGAAAGAGAAGGAAGAGGAAAACGAGGUGCAGAAACUGUCGGAGGAGCUCAUGGCGUUCGAGAGCUACAUGAAGUUCUACCAGAUUCCCUACCUGGACGGCGAGUCGGCUGCCGCGCCGCCGAAUCCCGCUCAGGAGAGCGUCGUCGGGGAGCUCUGGAGCUUCGACGACGACGAAGACAACGGUGCUGGCGUAACCGCUGUGACUUCGGCAGCUCUUUAACUGCGUCGUUUCGGGGGUCUCUCAGAUUAAUUUUCUCGUUUUGCCUUUCAAUGCCGCUUUUCUUUUUCUUACGUUUAUGGAUCCGGGUGUAAUUUUGGGGGCUGUAUGUGUUGAUCGGAUGGGAUUGAUUAUCGUGGAGGUUGAUUCGGGAACUCGUCUGUUGUAAACAUUUUAACCUUUUACCUUGUAAUAAAAUUCUUGUUAUUGUCCAGCA
Messenger RNA from Rhodamnia argentea, 1333 nucleotides. RefSeq names its product ethylene-responsive transcription factor ERF071. The coding region runs from base 184 to 1119 and encodes 311 amino acids. Lineage: Eukaryota; Viridiplantae; Streptophyta; Magnoliopsida; Myrtales; Myrtaceae. Gene Ontology annotation, molecular function: DNA binding; DNA-binding transcription factor activity. The record is from RefSeq and is a predicted model, not a curated record. The transcript has 2 exons. Gene Ontology annotation, biological process: ethylene-activated signaling pathway; regulation of DNA-templated transcription.